GAUAGACAGGAUGGGGGCAUUGGGGAGGGCCAGGUGUUGAUCGCUCUCUGUCUGGACUCCAGAGACUGAGGCACUCGCCUGGACGAACCGAGGGGAGCAGCCGGGCCUGAGCAGGAGCAAUCCGUGCUGGGGAUCCCAAGAAGGGGCAGAUGCAGCUGCUGUCUCCUGGACCGGCAUGGAGACGCGAAGGCUCCCAGUGGAGGUCAUCACCUACAUCCUCAGCUUCUUGCCCAUUGCCGACAGGAAGGAGGCCUCUCUGGUGAAUCACACCUGGUACUUUGCAGCCCAGGACUCCCUGCGGCAGGAGAACAUCCUGUACAACAUCCCAGCCACCUCCGCCUCCCUGGCUGCCAUUGAGAGCCUGGCCAGACGGUGCGUGAGCUGCGUCAGCCUGACCAGCCUCGACAGCUCCACUGUCUCCCGGGACGUGAUCCAGGCUGUCUCCUGUCACCUGGGGCCACAUCUGCAGAGCUUGUGUCUGCGUGGGAGCAGCCUGCCCGAGACGGCCUUCGUUCACCUCCUCCUUGCCUGCCCCUGCCUCUCCGCGCUGGAUCUGACUGGCUGCAACAGCCUCUUCAUGUCCGGGACGCUGCUCUCCAAGCCAGAGACCAUCAGCCAAGCCCGAGGAGCGCUGACCAACCUCCAGGAGCUGAACCUGGCCGGCCUGCGCUACCUGUCGGAUCUCAGUUUCAACCGGCUGACAGGCUGUGCGCCACACCUGGCCCGACUCUCACUGGCUCGCUGCCACCUCACCUUUGAGUUUGACCCCUACCGCGGGUCCAGCAACUACAACUCCUCUGCCCUGCUGUCCUUCCGCAACCUCCUGCGCUUCCUGAAGGAGCGGGCCAGCAGCCUCAGGGCCUUGGACUUGAGCGGCACCAGCAUCACCUCGCCGGCGAUGAGGUCCCUGGUGCAAGUGGAGGGGCUGCGCCUGCGGGAACUCGUGCUGCAGAACUGCAGGGACCUCUCCAACGAGGCCAUCGGCCUCCUCUGUACGCACCAGCCCCACCUGACCGUGCUGGACCUCACUGGGUGCUCGGAGCUGUCCGACCGGGCCGCCCUCACUGUGUCCGCGGGGCUGCGAGCCCUGCAGAGCCUGGGCCUGGGGAAGCUCCAGCGCCUGACGGACGGGGGUUUCCUGGGCAUUGCUGAGCUCCGGAGCCUGCAGAGGCUGGACCUGUCUGAGUGUAGCCUCGUGAGCGGCAGUGAGCUGGUGAAAGUGUGCUCCACCCCAGAGCUGCGGCCUAGCCUGGCCUCCCUCAGCUUCGCCUUCUGCUCUCUGCUCAGAGACAGCUCUGUCCUCUCGCUGGCCAGGUCCCUCAGCCCCAGUCUGCGGGUAUUAGACCUCUCCUCCUGCGUCUCCAUCACCAACGUGAGCAUCCAAGCGAUUUCCUCCCACCUUCCCCGGCUGACUGUCCUCCGACUGGCCUGGUGCAAGGAGCUGACGGACUGGGGCCUCCUGGACGUAGAGGAGCCCAGAGAGGAGCGUCACCAUCGCAGAGAGAAGGACGCAGGGCCACAGUUCAGCAGGAAUUUCGGUAACAUGGGAUUCUUCCUGCCACCCCUGCAGAACCUGGAGCAGGAUCCCAAGGUCCUCAGCGACUCCGCCUGGAACGAGUCCCAGAAGCGGCACCGGGCCUCCCUGCAGGCGCUAAAACAGCUGCAAGAGCUCGACCUCAUGGCCUGCAGCAAGCUGACUGACAGCAGCAUCACCAAGGUUAUCCGCUUCCCUGCCCUGAGGCGGCUGUCCCUCGGCUUGCUACCGGAGAUCACCGACGCCAGCCUGGUAGCAGUGGCCAGGGGUUGCCAGAGCCUGGAGCAGCUGUCCAUGAGUCACUGCGGAAAGCUGACUGAUAAAGGCUUCCUGGAGGCCGCUAGCUCUCUACGGAGACUCCAGCACUUAGUCAUCUCUGGCUGCAGCCAGCUCACAGGCCAGACACUGAUGGCCCUCAGCAGGGAGUGCAGACAGCUGAAGAGCCUGGAUGUCUCCAUGUGCCAUGGGAUCAGCAUGGCCGACAUUGAGCUUUUCCAGGCCCAGCUGCCCCUGCAGACGUGUGUCCAGUCGCGCUUUGUGGGUGGAGCAGACCUUUCCUUCACCCUGUGAGCGGGGCCAAGCGGGAGGCUCAGAUCCCUCCGGUCUGGGGCAGCUCAGAGAAUGGCUGAUGCUACAGCUCAGGCCCUUCCCCAUGGGUGCGCUGCUGUUCCCCGCGUCCCGCUCCCAGCUGGGACACGCGCUCCACGGCGUCUUGGCCUGGGCUGGGGGGCGAGUGGUGACACCCCUUGGCCAGAGAGUUCUAGUGUCUAACACUACGUGCAGCUGGGCCGCUGCCAAGGUCCAGCUGGGUGUGCGAAGACCCAGGCCAGGCCCUGAACUCCCGCCCUGGCACACCCCCAGGGUGCCUUUGGGAGAUGCUGGUAUGCAGAGCUGUUUGGAGCCUGGCACCUCCAGAGUGAGUUCCAGGGGUCCCCGGCUGCUCACGCAGGGCUGAGACAGUGGGAAAAGCCGAAAGCCAGGGCACCUGCCCAGGGCUGCGUUCACCCAGGGGGAGAGGGUGAUAAAGCCCCUUGAAGGGGUUGGGUGCUUCCUUCCUCAGCAGUAUUGGGCAGUGAGAGCUGCUGUUCCAUGCAGUCGGCAGCGCUCGAGGCCGAGGCCAGCGACGACUCCAAGGCCCCUGCCCCGUCUCCCCAGCACAGUUUGCAGCUUGGGCCUAAGCCUAGUGCUGCAAAGCGGGGGGGAACUUCGCUGCCUAAGCCCACCCCCUGCUCUCUGGGAGGCAGAGUGGCAUGGGAGAUGGCUCACUGCCCGCUCUCCCCCUCCAGUGGUGGUGGGGGGUGUCUUACUGCCCGCUCUCCACCCUCCAGUGGUGUGGGGGGGAUGGCUCACUGCCCGCUCUCCACCCUCCAGUGGUGGGGGGAUGGGGAUGGCUCACUGCCCGCUCUCCACCCUCCAGUGGUGGGGGGAUGGGGAUGGCUCACUGCCCGCUCUCCCCCAUCCAGUGGUGGGGGGAUGGGGAUGGCUCACUGCCCGCUCUCCCCCAUCCAGUGGUGGGGGGAUGGGGAUGGCUCACUGCCCGCUCUCCCCCCUCCAGUGGUGGGGGGAUGGGGAUGGCUCACUGCCCACUCUCCCCCUCCAGCGGUGGGGGAUGGGGAUGGCUCACUGCCCACUCUCCCCCUCCAGCGGUGAGGGGAUGGGGAUGGCUCACUGCCCGCUCUCCCCCUCCAGCGGUGAGGGAUGGGGAUGGCUCAGCACCCGCUCUCCUGUGCCAGGACAAAGCUCUGUGCUGCCAGCCUGUACCUGCCCCCACCGCACCAGCAGCCAAGGCCGCAUCAGCUGCUUCCAGAGCACACUGGUCUCCGUUUCACGCGUUCCUCACCACCCACCACGACCCUCCUGGGAACCCGCCCCGUUUGACUCCUCCAAAGUGACGCGUGGUGCCUUUACCCGGCGAUGGGCCAGUGCUCUAAUAAAAGCCUCUAAUUUAAACAGCC
Molecule: messenger RNA, 3489 nt
Organism: Malaclemys terrapin pileata
Lineage: Eukaryota; Metazoa; Chordata; Testudines; Emydidae
Product: F-box/LRR-repeat protein 2-like
Exons: 7
Coding region: 176-2104 (642 amino acids)
Biological process (GO): SCF-dependent proteasomal ubiquitin-dependent protein catabolic process
Cellular component (GO): SCF ubiquitin ligase complex
Molecular function (GO): protein binding
Source: RefSeq, a predicted model, not a curated record